Molecule: messenger RNA, 441 nt
Organism: Pestalotiopsis fici W106-1
Lineage: Eukaryota; Fungi; Ascomycota; Sordariomycetes; Amphisphaeriales; Sporocadaceae
Exons: 2
Coding region: 1-441 (146 amino acids)
Source: RefSeq, a predicted model, not a curated record
AUGGCCCGCCAAUUGAUAAGUUCCGGCUCCUCCUUUGAGGAACAGAUUGGAUACUCCCGCGCCGUAGUCACUGGUGAAUGGGUGUACGACUACGAAACCGGCACCAUCUCGCCCGACGUGGUAGAGCAGACAGAGCAGACAUUCCGCAACAUUGAAAAGGCCCUGUCCGCGGCGGGCGCCAGCGUGCGCGACAUUGUCCGCGUCCGUUACAUCUUGCCGGUCCGCGACGACUUUGCCCCGUGCUGGCCCGUGCUGCGCAAGUGGUUGGGCGGCGGCGGCGGCGAGGACGACGGCGCGCGACCCGCGGCCACCAUGAUGGUCGCGGGCUUGCUCGACGAGGCCAUGAAGAUUGAGAUCGAGGUCACGGCCAGAAAGGGCUCGGCGCGCAGGGUCCGGGAGGAGGGGCAGGGGCGCGAUGAGGAGCUUGUGGUGCUUGUGUGA